AUGCAUUGCACCCUCGCGUUUCUUCUGCUCACGACAGGCGGAUUGAAAAAUAGUAAUCUUUUAGCCUUGGUCAACAACUACGACCAAAAUUCUUACUUUAAUGUCUAUGAAAUCGACCACGUCAAAAAAUUUCCCGCACCUGGUGAUGGCACAAACAUAUUUAGGACCAAUACCGUUUAUAAUGAUGACGGCACGUAUGUUGCAACAUAUUGUUCGGAAAGUGCGAGUGGCGAAGAAAUAGUGAGAGAGAUUAGUCAUGGUCUCAAAGGCAAAUUUGAGGAUUUCAAGGGGUCAGGCGGAAACUACGGGAAGUCUAGUGGACGCUGUGUGUCGGAUGGAAUGAUUGCAUGUCAAUCUGCGGGUCAUCAAGCAAUAAAUCCGAAUGGCGAUAGAGGUCAGAUAAUUCUAUCAAGAACAGUCGCUGAUUAUAAAGUAUCACUGGCAUGGGUGGGACAAGAACUAAAGGUGUUCUAUGGAAAGCAGUCUCAAGUGUCGUGGCUCCCCUUGUCCGAUAUCUUGCCACAGGAAACUCUUGGAGGCUUGAUCCAUAAGAUCGCCUGGUACAAUCCCGGCCCCUUUGCGUCGGUCAAGAAGCUUCUUGACGACUACCACAAUUCUGCCACUCAUAGCGAAGGCUCCACCAGCCUUCAGCGUUUACACCGCUCAACUUCGAACAAAGAACGACUCCUGGGCAAACAAAUCAAGGCUCUAACGCUGCCUAAGCUAACGCAGACCCCCGAAUUUUUCACGUAUGAUGGCGUGGACAACUUCGUCGAUGACUUUUUCCGGAAACUGUUUCCCGAAAAAGCAUAG
Molecule: messenger RNA, 813 nt
Organism: Blumeria graminis f. sp. triticale
Lineage: Eukaryota; Fungi; Ascomycota; Leotiomycetes; Helotiales; Erysiphaceae
Source: the annotation of a GenBank genome assembly